UAAUUUUUUGUAUUUUUAGUAGAAAUGGGGUUUCACCAUGUUGGCCAGGCUGGUCUCGAACUCCAGACCUCAGGUGAUCCACCCACCUUGGCCUCCCAAAGUGCUGGGAUUACAGGCGUGAACCACCACGCUCGGCCUCUACUACUACAGUUGUUUUUUUUUUUGAGAUGGAGCCUCCCUCUGUCACCAGGCUGGAGUGCAAUGGUGCAAUCUCGGCCCACUGUAACCUCUGCCUCCCGGGUUCAAUUCCCCUGCCUCAGCCUCCUGAGUAGCUGGGACUACAGGCAAGCACCACCAUACCCAGCUAACUUUUUUUUUGUAUUUUAGUAGAGGCAGUGUUCCACCUUGUAGGCCAGGAUGGUCUCGAUCUCCUGACCUCAUGAUCCACCCGCCUCGGCCUCCCAAAUUGCUGGGAUUACAGGCGUGAGCCACUGUGCCCGGCUGUCUACUACUUCUUAAACAGUGAGAGGCAGGAGGAUCGCUUGAGCCCUGAAGUUUGCUGCUGCAGUUAGCUUUGAUCGUACCACUGCACUCCAGCCAGGGUGACAGCAGGACCCUGACUCUAAAAAAAAAAAAAAAAGAAAAAAAGCAUACACUAUCAAUACUUCCUCCUUACUAUAAUGUUUACUGUGGCCUUUUUCAGACUAGAGAGUCCUUUUAUCUAUCCCUUUUGUAAGAGCUUUUAGAAUUAUCAAUAGAUGGUCAGGUGAGGUGGCUCAGGCCUGUAAUCCCAGCACUUUGGGAGGCUGAGGUGGGUGGAUCACGAGGUCAGGAGUUCAAGACCAGCUUGGCUAAGAUGGUGAAACCCUGUCUCUACUAAAAAUACAAAAAAAUUAGCUGGGUGUGGUGGCGAGUGCCUGUAAUCCCAGCUACUCCGGAGGCUGGGGCAGAGAAUUGCUUGAACCCGGUAGGUAGAGGUUGCAGUGAGCCGAGAUUGUGCCACUGCACUCCAGCCUGGGCAACACAGUGAGACUCCGUCUCAGAAAAAAAAAAAAUUAUCAAUAGAUGGUGACCCUCAUCUUCAUGUUUUCUGCAUCUGUUGAAGUGCACCAUUGAGAUCGUGGAGUUCUUCCCUGUUUGUCCAUAUGGUGAACAACACUGAUUUUCUGAUGUUGAACAAUCCCCGAAAUAAACUCUGCUUGGUUCCCAUGGAUAUCUGUUUCCCUUUAGAUUUUGUUAGUAAUUUAUUUUGGAUUUUGGCAUCCAAGUUCAUAAUUGUAACUGGACAAAUAAAGGCAGAUUUUAAAAGGACAAGUUGGGAGGCUAAGGUGGAAGGAUCACUUGAGCCUGGGAGAUUGAGGCUGCAGCGAGCCUUGAUUGCUCCACUGUACUCCAGCCUGGUGACAGCAGACCCUGCCUCUAAAAUAAUAAUACGUAAAAGGACGAGUUUAGCUACAGUCUCACCGAGCAAUGAAAGAGCUUAUCUUUCUCCUGUUUCCUUUACGGAUCUUGCUCAUGUAUUUUAUCUUAAUUACUUUAGCAUAAAUGCUAAAUCAAAUUCUUUUUCACUAGACGUCAUCAUAGCUCUCGGCAUACCAUAUAAUACGCAAGCACAUUUUAAUCAUUAAAAUUGUUUCCUUUUUUUGUGACUACUGUAACCGCUUCA
Messenger RNA from Symphalangus syndactylus (siamang), 1606 nucleotides. RefSeq names its product transmembrane protein 191A-like. Lineage: Eukaryota; Metazoa; Chordata; Mammalia; Primates; Hylobatidae. The record is from RefSeq and is a predicted model, not a curated record.